Molecule: messenger RNA, 1462 nt
Organism: Magnolia sinica
Lineage: Eukaryota; Viridiplantae; Streptophyta; Magnoliopsida; Magnoliales; Magnoliaceae
Product: tubby-like F-box protein 1
Exons: 4
Coding region: 143-1321 (392 amino acids)
Source: RefSeq, a predicted model, not a curated record
GGACCCCGAAUUUUUUGUGUCUCCAACGGACACAAAAUGCCUCCAAAGCCCCGUCGCAUUCUCCCCUCGAUUCAUACCCCGUCGAUACCAAAACCACCUUCUAAGAAAAAAGUAAAAAUCCUCCCUCUCUCUGUUUGAGAGAAUGUCUCUGAGAAGAGGCUUUCUCUCCCGGAAGGGCUCUGCCUCUCGCUCCAUCUUCAGAAAUCCCAAAUUCACCACCUCCCGUUUAAAUAUCUCCCCUGAACCCAUAAAUUUGGAGAAAGAUGAUGCGGAAGAAGAAGUGCAAGAGAAGGAAGGAGGAGAAGGAGAUGAUUCUGCCUCCGAUCCCGACGACAAUUGCUGGUCGCUGAUGUUACCCGAGCUCCUCAGCGACAUCAUCCAGCGGGUCGAAUCGAGCGAGGACCGUUGGCCCCUCCGGAAGAACGUCGUGUCCUGCGCCUGCGUCUGCAAGAGGUGGAGAGACGUCACGAGAUCCAUCGUCAGAUCGCCACAGCACAGCGGGAAGAUCACCUUCCCUUCCUCCCUCAAACAGCCGGGCCCAAGAGACCUUCCUCUUCAAUGUUUUAUCAAGAGGAACAAGAAGAACUCGACGUAUUACCUUUAUCUGGGACUUAGCCCAACAUCUGUGGAUAUAGGGAAGUUUCUGUUGGUGGCUCGAAGGUUUCGGCAUGGCGCUCAUACCGAGUAUAUCAUAUCAAUUGAUGCUGAUGAUGUGUCCCAAGGAAGUAAUGCGUAUGUGGGGAAGUUGUGCUCUGAUUUCUUGGGCACCAGAUUCACAAUCUACGACAGCCAACCACCAUACGAUGGUGCAAAGCCGUCAAGCAGUCGUGCAAGCCGCCGCUUCGCCAACAAGCAGAUCUGCCCCCAAGUUCCAGCAGGCAGCUUCGAUAUCGGGCAUGUCUCUUACAAAUUCAACUUGUUGAAGUCAAGAGGACCAAGGAGAAUGCUUUGCACUCUGCAGUACCCCUCAACCAGGGAAACCAGUGGCGAACCCCACAGAAACUGUGAGAAGGAGAACAUUGCAGUUCCUGCUGGGUGCGUGGUUCUGAGGAACAAAGCUCCAAGGUGGCAUGAACAUUUGCAGUGCUGGUGCUUGAAUUUUCAUGGGCGGGUGACAGUUGCGUCAGUCAAGAAUUUCCAGCUGGUGGCUACCAUUGAUCCCAGUCAACCAGGGGCCAUAGGAGAUGAAGAGACGGUGCUCCUUCAGUUUGGGAAAGUAGGGGAUGACAUGUUCACCAUGGAUUACAGGCAGCCAUUGUCAGCCUUCCAGGCAUUUGCCAUCUGCCUCACCAGCUUUGGCACCAAACUCGCCUGCGAGUGAUGUCCCCAGGUUAAUACAUCAGCAUCCAAUUUGAUGUUACCACCAUCUGGUUUUGUUUAUUAUCAGCUUUGAUUUAUGCCUUUUGAGCAUUGUAUAUGUUCUAUCCUAACCUAUGGAUAAUAAUAGUGGGUUUUGCCUCUC